Orycteropus afer afer is the source of this 1017-nucleotide messenger RNA. It is a transcript of the gene MTARC2, whose product is annotated as mitochondrial amidoxime reducing component 2. Lineage: Eukaryota; Metazoa; Chordata; Mammalia; Tubulidentata; Orycteropodidae. Bases 1 to 1017 code for a protein of 338 amino acids. Gene Ontology annotation, biological process: nitrate metabolic process. Gene Ontology annotation, molecular function: nitrate reductase activity; pyridoxal phosphate binding; molybdopterin cofactor binding. The transcript has 7 exons. Gene Ontology annotation, cellular component: mitochondrial inner membrane. The record is from RefSeq and is a predicted model, not a curated record.
AUGGGCGCCGCCGGCUCGUCGGCUUUCCUCGGCCUCCCUGCGCCUCGUCUCCUUCCACAGUCCCGGCCCGGAUGGCUUGGGGUUGCAGCUCUGGGUUUGGCCGCCCUGGCUCUGGGAGCCGUGGGCUGGCGCCGCGCGAGACUCAGGCGGCGUAGGCGGCUGCAGCAGGUGGGCACCGUGGCCCAGCUCUGGAUCUACCCUAUUAAGUCCUGCAAAGGGGUGUCGGUGAGCGAAGCCGAGUGCACUGCCCUGGGGCUGCGCAGCGGCCACCUGCGGGACAGGUUUUGGCUGGUGGUUAAGGAAGAUGGACAUAUGGUCACUGCCCGUCAGGAGCCUCGCCUCGUUCUGAUCUCCAUCACCUAUGAGAACAACUGUCUGAUCCUUAAGGCCCCAGGCGUGGACCAAUUGGUUUUAGUUAGCAAGCUGCCUUCCUCAAACACCCUCCAGAACUGCAGGUUAUUCGGUCUUGACAUUAAGGGCAGGGAUUGUGGUGACGAGGCAGCUCAGUGGUUCACUAACUUCUUGAAAACAGAACCUUACAGGCUGGUUCAGUUUGAAACAAACAUGAAGGGGAGAUCAUCAGCGAAAAUCUUGUCUCCUUCUGUACAGAAGUAUGAGGUGGCCUACCCAGACUGCAGCCCAAUUUUGGUCCUCUCAGAUGCCUCCCUGGCAGAUUUGAACACCAGGCUGGAGAAGAAAGCAAAAGUGGGGCAUUUCCGGCCAAAUAUCAUGGUGACGGGCUGCAGUGCUUUUGAAGAGGACACCUGGGAUGAACUCCUAAUUGGCAACGUGGAAAUGAAAAAGGUCAUGUCCUGCCCCAGGUGUGUUAUGACCACUGUGGACCCCGACACUGGAAUCAUAGACUGGAAAGAGCCACUGGAAACCCUGAAGAGUUACCGCCUAUGUGAUCCAUCUGAGAAGCAUAUAUACAAAUCAUCCCCACUAUUUGGGAUCUAUUAUUUGGUGGAAAAAAUUGGAAGCAUGAGAGUUGGUGACCCUGUGUACCGCAUAGUGUAA